Cuscuta campestris is the source of this 1248-nucleotide messenger RNA. Lineage: Eukaryota; Viridiplantae; Streptophyta; Magnoliopsida; Solanales; Convolvulaceae. The record is from the annotation of a GenBank genome assembly.
UCGCAUUGGGCCGUCGUGUCUAAUUCGUGGCCCACAUGUCUUCUUAAUGUUGAGAGAAAAGCGUCGAGAAAUGGGGAAAGAAAAGAGCUUUUCUUGUGGUGUUGCAGAGAGAGAGAGAGAGAGAGAGAGAUUUUGGUUGUUGGAUCGGUCGUUUAUCAUCCGUCUUCAUCGAGGGAGCCCAGCCAUUCAAAGGCAUUGUUUCUCGCCGGAAAAUAAGGGUUAGGGUUCUUCUUUCUUUGCUGCGAUUCUUCGGCGGGAGGAAAGAGCUGGUGUAGAGAAGCGAGUGCGGGCGCAUUUUGAUCCAGGAAAUCAGGUCUUCUGAGGAAGAGGAGGAUCUGAGGCUUUUUUUAUUUCAUAAUGAGCGCUUCCAGAUUCAUCAAGUGCGUGACUGUGGGUGAUGGUGCGGUUGGCAAGACCUGCCUCCUGAUCUCUUACACCAGCAACACCUUCCCCACGGAUUAUGUUCCCACUGUUUUCGACAAUUUCAGUGCCAAUGUUGUUGUCAAUGGGAAUACUGUUAACCUUGGGUUGUGGGAUACCGCCGGGCAAGAGGAUUAUAACAGACUAAGACCUCUGAGUUACCGCGGAGCUGAUGUUUUUAUUUUGGCAUUUUCUCUCAUUAGUAAAGCUAGCUAUGAAAAUGUUUCCAAAAAGUGGAUUCCAGAGUUGAAGCAUUAUGCUCCUGGUGUGCCUAUUGUUCUUGUUGGAACAAAACUUGACCUUCGGGAGGACAAGCAGUUUUUUGUUGAUCAUCCUGGUGCCGUACCAAUUACCACUGCUCAGGGAGAGGAGCUAAGGAAAAUGAUUGGUGCACCUUCUUAUGUUGAGUGCAGUUCAAAAACACAGGAGAAUGUAAAAGCAGUAUUUGAUGCUGCCAUAAAAGUCGUGCUAGCGCCCCCGAAGCAGAAAAAAAAGAAGGGCAAGGGCCAGAAGGCUUGUUCUAUAUUGUGAUUUGCUGGAGAUAUAUGACUUACCACUGCUGUUCUCUUUUGUACCCUUCAUUCCAGAGUAAGGGUAAGGGGCUCUAAUGUCAUUUCGCCGGGCUCCGGUUUUAGGGUCCCAGCUGCAAUAUUGUGUAGGACUCCAUUUUGAUUUGCUUUAAUUUCUGUAUUGGCUCAAAACAUUUUAGGGAAACAAAUUUGCACAGUUUAUGUUGCUUUUACUUUUCCUGCAUUUGUAUACUCAAAUUCCUCUCUAUUUUUUUCUUCUUUCCACUAUAUAAUGGAUAGGAUCUGUUUGGUAUUGUAG